AUGGAAGGCGUGGUGCCUGUAUCCCACUACCUGCCCGCUGCGGAACCGCUUGCGACCGGCGACAGCAGCUCGUUGGAGUCGCACCUGAACUACCUGGUCGCGAUUGACUACACUCCCGUCCUGCACACAGACGAUCUGGCGGAGUUGACGCGCCGGAAUGCUCAGACCAUGGUUGCGCAGCUCUGCGCGCUGCCGCACGAGUCGACAGAGGACGGCCUGCUCGUCGCGCUCCCGCCCCCUGUGAAGAACUCGGCGUUCAAAAUGCCGCGCAUGCACCCGGUGCCGGCGGCGCGCCCGCUGACGCGUUGGGAGCAGUUUGCGAAGGAGAAGGGCAUCCAGAAGCGGAAGCGGAGUCGGCUGGUGUGGGACGAGCACACGCGCGACUGGGUUCCGCGGUGGGGCCACAAAGGCGUCCAGCAGAAGAAGGCGCUCGCGGAGGCUGUCAUCGAGGCCAAGGGCGGCGAGUACUUGGGACGGCGCGGCCGCGACCGCGGCGUGGCGAAGCGCCUCAAGACGAAUCCGCCCGCAAAGGCGCGAGCGGCCGCGGAGAGCACUUGUCCCUUCGAAGAGGAAGCCAAGGAGGCGACGCUGCGCAAGGCGAAGCAGAAACUGCGCGAACUCCGCAACAAAAUGGAAGCCGAAACGAACCGCAGACUCCCCGCCGGCGUCCUCGCGACCCUCGCGAGCGGCGGAGAAAGCAAGCUGGGGAAAGACGGCAAGAAAGCGGGACUCAAACACAGGAGGCAAACCAAGGAAGCGCUCCAGGAAGUCUUAAGGCGCGCGCAGACCUCCACUGCGUCGUUUGGGCAGUUCGAUCGCUUGGCGCGAAACGAGAAGAAGGAGAAACAGAAGACUCGCACGAGGGGCGUUUCGCUGUCUCUCGAAGAGGAGCGUGGAAAGUACCGGCGACACUUGAAGGACAUCAUGACAGCUGCGCCCGCAGAAGCUUGA
Molecule: messenger RNA, 951 nt
Organism: Besnoitia besnoiti
Lineage: Eukaryota; Apicomplexa; Conoidasida; Eucoccidiorida; Sarcocystidae
Product: ribosome biogenesis regulatory protein (rrs1) protein
Exons: 5
Coding region: 1-951 (316 amino acids)
Biological process (GO): ribosome biogenesis; endonucleolytic cleavage in ITS1 to separate SSU-rRNA from 5.8S rRNA and LSU-rRNA from tricistronic rRNA transcript (SSU-rRNA, 5.8S rRNA, LSU-rRNA); ribosomal large subunit export from nucleus
Cellular component (GO): nucleolus; nucleus; preribosome, large subunit precursor
Molecular function (GO): protein binding
Source: RefSeq, a predicted model, not a curated record